AUUAACUCCGGGAUGCAGCCGGAGGGUCGAGGAGCAGCGGCCGACUCGCCUGCCUUCCCGCCACACCUCGGAUCUCUGUGGACUCGCGUCGGUGGAGCAGCCGCUGGAGGAGGCAGCCCGGCGCUCUCCCUGCCCGAGAUGAUGGCCGUGCGGGGCCUGAUGGGCGGGAUGGGCGGCCUGGUGGGCGGCAUGGGCGCGGCGAACCCGUCCCUGGGCCUCCUGCCAGGCUUCCCUCCUCCGUUUCAGCUGACGCCAGGGUUAGUGCCCGACUUCCCGGCGAAGUUCGGGAGUUCGCCGUCCUUCCCGAACAGUCGGCUGGGCUCUCUCCUCUCCCCUGCUCUCGCGACGCCGCCUGCCUCCCUUGCCCCUUUGCCGCCACCCCCUGCCACGCCAGAACCAGCGAUGCAAGGAACUGGGGACCAGAGCAAGGAAAACCCUGCAAGUGUCCGGCCCCUUAAAUGCAUCAACUGUGAGUACGUGACCACGGAUAUGACGACCCUCCUCGACCACCUGGACUCCCACUACUCCGUCAGGACCUUCCUCUGUGUCCACUGCACCAGAGCCUUCCCUGGCCCCAGGGAGCUCCACGCCCACAACCAGCCUGGCCAAUGCCCCUACAGGGAGACAUAAUCAGCCAGGUGUGAUUGUGGGCCUCCCAACCACGGAUGGGGUUCUACUCAAAGAGCCACGGCUAAU
Molecule: messenger RNA, 696 nt
Organism: Penaeus indicus
Lineage: Eukaryota; Metazoa; Arthropoda; Malacostraca; Decapoda; Penaeidae
Product: zinc finger protein 575-like
Exons: 4
Coding region: 13-630 (205 amino acids)
Source: RefSeq, a predicted model, not a curated record